Acanthosepion pharaonis is the source of this 915-nucleotide messenger RNA. Lineage: Eukaryota; Metazoa; Mollusca; Cephalopoda; Sepiida; Sepiidae. The record is from the annotation of a GenBank genome assembly.
AUGUCUAAGUGGGCAUCUAAACACCCUCGCCAGUGGACCACCGAUGACGUACUUGACUGGCUCUAUAGCGCCGUCGAGAAAGAAGGGGUCGACCUUAGUCGUCUGCGUGGCGAAGCAUUUCAGAAUGUGACCGGCGUCCAACUGUGCAACAUGUCUGAAGAGGAGUUUACUGAAAAAGAACCAGAAUAUGGCGGACUGCUUUUCAAGAGUUUUCAGAGACUCAUAGAUUCAACGACAACAGUUCCAGCGUUUAAUUCAACAAUGUCGGAAUGCCAAUACAAUCAGCAAAAAGUCGAUUCAGUGUCAACAACGAAUUCCAUAUUACUAGGAAAUGGCCUAGCAGUAAUUAAUGCAACUUUUCAUGGCGGUUGGAUGGGAUCUAUGCCAGAUAUUCAGAAACUACAACAGAGCGAACAGCAAAGCCAGACAGUGACCAAUAGUAUUCUGAUCAGCGCAACCAAUGGGAGUUGUCUCCCCUUGCCUGCCUCGGGUCCAUAUCGGUACCCGAGGCCCAUCACUUCUUCAUUCAAACCAAAAAGACGACCAGGACGGCCACGGAUUCGAAACCUUUUAAGUGAUGCCGAAAUUGAACAGGAAAAACAAAAGAAACGGAUGAAAAACCAGCACUUGUGGGAAUUCCUUUAUGAUGCCUUAAAGAACCCUGGUUACAAUCCACGCUUGGUGAAAUGGGAGAAUGAAAUGGAAGGGGUGUUUCGUUUUGUUCAGUCAGAGAUGAUGGCACAUGUCUGGGGAAACCUUAAGAAUAACGGAAAUAUGAACUACGAAAAACUUAGUCGAGCAAUGAGACAUUAUUAUCGACGAGGAAUCUUGGAGCGAGUAGAAGGCAGACGAUUGGUAUACAAAUUUUCAAAAACUGCAAUAGACAAACUGAAAUCACGGCCCAACAUCACCUGA